Molecule: messenger RNA, 1083 nt
Organism: Trypanosoma grayi
Lineage: Eukaryota; Euglenozoa; Kinetoplastea; Trypanosomatida; Trypanosomatidae
Product: translation initiation factor IF-2
Exons: 1
Coding region: 1-1083 (360 amino acids)
Source: RefSeq, a predicted model, not a curated record
AUGACGGAUUUGGACUCGUUUCUCAACAAGAAGAGUAAGAAACUCGCGGGUGGCAAGAAGAAGGCCAAGACUGGCGAGCUCUCCGAGAAGGAACGUGCGGAGCUCGGCAUAGAAGUCUUUGGCGGGCUCGAUGGUGCCGGUACAAGCGUCUUGCCGACGACUCAAGCAAUGGAAGCGAAGAGCAGCGGAAACAUCGACAACAACAAUGGGACGGUUGAACCACCUCCUGCAAACCCAGAAGGGGCUGCAGCGCCGUCAGGCCUCGCGCCUGUAGAAGCUGGGGCUGCAGGUGGUGGUGAUGAUGAUGGCGAUGCUUUGAACAAGAAGGAAAUCCCCACGGAAGUUGCAAUGCAAGUAGUCAAGACUUCCGAGAAAAAGGCCAAGGGCUGGGAAGACAUGAAGCUAAAGUCCGGAUCUGUCGAGGACCUCCUUGCAAAGGCUGCCGAAAAGUCGGGAGCGCGAAAGUUCGUGGCACGUGGGAACGGCGAGGCAACAGGCACGUUGGCGCGCGGUAUAAACCUCAGCUCAGCAGACCUGCCAACGCUGGAGGAUGUGGUGAGCGGGAAUGUGCCUGUAAAGAAAGAUCCAUCGCCAGAGUUGACUCAGGCAACUGCGUCCCCAACGACAAAAGCUGAAGGCGGAAGUUACAAGCCGCCCACAGACCGUCCAUCAGCAGGAGCAUACAAGCCCCCUACAGACCGUCCGUCAGCAGGGGCAUAUAAGCCCCCUACAGACCGUCCGUCAGCAGGAGCAUACAAGCCACCAACAGACCGUCCAUCAGCAGGGGCAUACAAGCCCCCAACAGACAGGCCCUCUCAAGGUGCAGAAGAAACAGCAACUGAUAAACCUUCAGAGGGGACUUACAAGCCGCCCACAGACCGUCCAUCAGCAGGGGCAUAUAAACCGCCCACAGACCGUCCAUCAACAGGGGCAUACAAGCCUCCAACAGACCGUCCAUCAGCAGGGGCAUAUAAGCCUCCCACAGACCGUCCAUCAGCAGGGGCAUAUAAGCCACCAACAGACCGGCCGUCUGCCGGAGUAUACAAACCUCCAAACAGAAACAAUGCCGCUUCGCCAAGCUAA